CACGAAUCGACCAACACCGCCUCCACCACAGUAUGCUGUAGCACGAUUGGAAGCCCUCAGACCGCCCGCGAGGCGUCUAUAAAGCUUCCACACUUCCAACUUCAACUUGACCUCCUACAUCGACAUUCAUUAUGGCUUCCACCGGCGAUUUUGCAGACAUACCGACGCGUCCGAUGCGUGUCAAGAUUCUCUACACCUUCGAUUCUGAGAGCAAGACGACGUGUCUGGCUCGGCUUCCAUCGACUUUGAACAUUCCUGCCGUAGCGAUAGAUGAGCAGUCUCAGGUCGGCGUCAUCGACCUUCAGCAAUGCAUAGACGCCAUGGUAUCCGCCUCUCCCGAGAUCAUGUCACAAUUGGAAAAUGGCGACUUCUCCGUCUACUCCUAUGACUACAGCGAAUACGACGCGCCUGUGGUCGGCCAAGGUCGUAUGUCCUCGCUAUUGGGCAAUUCCAUGCCCGUCGUCGAGGAUAGCAAGACGAUGAUCACAGGACGAGUCUGCAAGAACAUUGCCAUAUUCAACAACGGAGUCAAGGAGACGCUUGAGGUCAAGUUUAAACUGACACCGCUGGCCCGACCAUCGCGAGCCCCGAACAAUAUCGACACAUUUCGCAGUGCGAGUCCUGCAACUUCGGCUGGCUUCGACCCGAAUGCGUGGAACACUUCCAUGCAGAGUAAGCCCCAGCAACAGUCCAACGAGUAUUUCGACUUUGGUAUGGCCUCAAUGGGUGAAGGGUCCGAUACGGCGUCGCUGGAAGAGCUAUUCGGCAUGGCUACGGAAGGCAGUGGGGAAGCCACUGCUCAGCAGCAGCGCGCGUCCGUGGGAGUCUCACAGACCCCGACAGACUCUGCGUUUGCCUCUUACAACCCCGCAUUUUUGACUCAUUCUCACAGCGCACCAGGCAGCCGAGCUGGAAGCCCUAUGGUAGUCUCCAGUUCGAGCUCUCGGAGUGAGCUGUUACGUCACCAAAGUUUUUCAGGGAAUGCACCCAGUCUUACGGAUCAAACGCGUCCCGAUUCACGUGGCAGUGUUCGAAGUGAAUCCUUUUCAUCCCACAUGCAACAACAGCCUUUACAGGCAUUCGAACAGCAGACCGCGCAACAAGAAACCGAGAGCUUUUACAACGAAGAUGGCCAGUCACGCAAACGUGCCAAGGUCGUACAAGCAGACUGGCGUGGAAAAUCCUCGUUUGGCUCAAAAUCUGCUGAUCUUCGUGUAACUGCCGCUAAAUCGUCCUCGAUGCAGAUGUUUAGACCAGUUGCUAAGCGACCAACAGCGCCUGGUACCAAUCUUGAGCCGCCUCCACGUGCUCCGACUCCCGUACCACAACGAACUAGACCUGUGCAGCCGCGACUGCAAAGUGCUGUUGGAAGAAGCUCACUUCGACAAGCAUCCGUGGCGGACUCUGAUGCCAUGUCUGAUGUAGAUCUAAUGUCGGACGUCAUGACUUCACCCGAGGGCAGCUCUCCCGGCAAUAGUAUGAACGGCGACGGCACGCCGAUGGAUAUCCCUUCGUCGCCUCCCAUUGUGCCUGGCUACAAUCACCCACAACCCAGCAGCCCAGGUCUGCCAACUAUGGCGUCGCACAUGGCUGAUAGUGGAUACAUGAGUGGCGGAUUCCGCAGUGGCACCAUCAUGGAAAGCAUGGAGGAUGACGCGGAUCGCAGUCCUGAUGCUGAGUACGUCCAGAUGGCUCGACGCUACCAAUCGAGCAAAGGCCCACAAUCGACCCUUGUUAAGAGCGAGGGCUCUCCGAUUGAAGCUACUCCUGCGCCGUACUCAGACAUGCAUUUCAGCAGCGAUGUUCCAGAUGUGGAAGCCGGUACACGUGGCAGAUCUCAUGGGCAAUCGCAAUACCGACAGCAAGCCCCACGGGCUAUGUCUGCAAUGUCUCCUCCCGACGAUCAAGUCUCACAGUCAAGACGAGGCUCGCUAGCGUUACCCACGAAAGCUCCUGUCAAACAGCCCAGACGGCUGUUGGCGCGCACAAAUACAGCGAAUGAAUCCGAAUCGGGCUCGCCAGCGCCACAGGAUGCCGAAGCACGCUCGAAAGGCCCGCGAUCGGGAUCUAGUGCGCCUCGACGACAAAUUAUCGAGCAGCGUUUACAAGAGUCCAUUAGCAAGGGCGUUAUGCCCCAGUUCUGCUCUCAUUGUGGAUCCAUCGAAACGCCGACUUGGCGAAAGCUGUACGUCAAGACGGUGGAUGGUAAGCCCGGGCCACUGGAUUCUGUUGCAGGAGAGGGUGAAACAGUAGCGGUGAAGGUGACUGAGCACAAUGAAGAUGGUGAGCCUACCAGGUUCCAAAUCCUCAAGACCAUGAAAAAGACCAAGGAUAUGGUCAUCGGCAAAGGAUUUGAGUACAACGUACUCUGCAACCCCUGCGGGUUGUGGUUCAACAAGUACUGCAACAUGCGACCGCCCGAGAAGUGGGCACGCAAGUCUGGAAAGAAGGCCACCAAGAAAAGGGGAGAUUAUGCUACGGACGAGCCCGCGUCCGAAGCAUUCUACAGCGAGCAGAUCAUGCCAGAAGAAACCAACAGAGCGGCUGCUCCUCUUCCUCAUGCGCCUGCUCCAAUACCUCAAGCGGAGGUUGACAAGUCUGCACCUACACAGACAGGUCGACGACGCCGUGCGAGCAGUCUUGAGACUCAGCCUCGCCGUGCAGCCAGCGACGAUGGCAAUGUACGGAGACCUCAUCGCGACCCAGAGUACAUGCGUGCCAUUCAGUCUAGUCCUGUCCGAUCUCAUGGGUCAGAGGCGAGUCCAAUUGAGGUGGACCUUACGCCCAACCCAACACGACGCUUGAUCUUUCCAUCGCCUCGCCGCGAUGGCGAAGAAAAAAGCCUUGAUAACCAUGGUAUCUCGCGUACCGAGUCUGCACCUCUUUCGAUGACUGCACAGACUGAGAAGCCCACUGCAGAGGUGAUAGCUCUCGCCGGAGGAAACGAUGUCAAUGUCUUCGAAGCUUUCGCGUACGAUAAGGAAAACAUGGCUCCACCUUUCGACGAGGAUGGCGACCUGUCACAUCUAUUCGAAGGCUCGCCGGGUGCUGUCUUCAAGACUCCCGCUCGUAAGACACCUGCCAAGCGUAACAUUACGCCACUGUCGCAAAAGCAGAUUGGACCGGACGUUCUGCUCAAGACGCCAUCCCAAAACAGCCGCAAGCGGAAGCCACUCACACCCAGCGCAAACGCAGCAAAUAACGCUGACAUGAACGGUGUCAACGACUUCAUGACUUCACCAUCGUCAACACGAUACUUUUUACGCUCGACUCCGAGCAGAGUCGAACGAACUCCAGGAGGCCGCACUGUAAGCGGUGGCAGCAACAACGGGUCGACUGAAGUCUCCCCAUUCUCGAGACACCUUGCGCAGAUGCUGAACGAUACGGACAACAUGGGACAGAAUGCCCAAUUCACGAGCCCGACAAGCAGACAAUUCGACUUUAGUGACUUGCCCACAUUCAACACACCCGGACGGGAGAUUGACUGGAAAGGUCUUGAUGAUAUUAUGAGUAGUGACUUUGCCAGUUAUGAUAAUGGUAGUAUGGCUUUUAGUACAGACCUGCCGGGUGGGCAGCAGCAGCAGCAGCUUUAGCGAAGCAUGGCCGGUAUGGAGAUGUAUCGAUACAUGAAUUGGUAGAGAUGGAAAAGAAUGAGCCUCGGAUAAGUAGAUGUAUCCUGUGUAGUAU
This is a messenger RNA of Sphaerulina musiva SO2202, 3687 nucleotides long. RefSeq lists its product as uncharacterized. Gene Ontology annotation, molecular function: zinc ion binding. NCBI's taxonomy places the organism in Eukaryota, Fungi, Ascomycota, Dothideomycetes, Mycosphaerellales, Mycosphaerellaceae. Gene Ontology annotation, biological process: rDNA heterochromatin formation; regulation of transcription by RNA polymerase II; silent mating-type cassette heterochromatin formation. The transcript is spliced from 2 exons. Bases 132 to 3593 code for a protein of 1153 amino acids. The record is from RefSeq and is a predicted model, not a curated record.